Episyrphus balteatus (marmalade hoverfly) is the source of this 2368-nucleotide messenger RNA. RefSeq names its product uridine-cytidine kinase-like 1. The transcript has 7 exons. Bases 498 to 2192 code for a protein of 564 amino acids. Gene Ontology annotation, cellular component: cytoplasm. Gene Ontology annotation, molecular function: kinase activity; ATP binding. NCBI's taxonomy places the organism in Eukaryota, Metazoa, Arthropoda, Insecta, Diptera, Syrphidae. The record is from RefSeq and is a predicted model, not a curated record.
AUGUGCAAUAAAAAUUCCCAACAACCCCAAAUCGGGAAAGUAUAUUUUUUUUCCAUCCACACAGCAAGUAAAUUCGUAAAAAAUAUGUCUUCGUUAUCCCAGAUACCAAAACAAGUAAAAUACUAUCCAUGCAGCUCAGCUAGCUCGGACAGGUAAAAACAGUUAAAAAAAAAGAAAGAUAAAAAGUACAUCAUCAUCUUUUCAAUCAUCAACAUCACAUCACACAACAACAUCUUGAAUAAAAUAUAUAAAAACUGUCUGAAAAGUAAAAAAAAAAAAAAAGACUGAACGUGGUGUGUGCUUUUCCAACUUCGAAGACGACCGAUCGCACGCUUAUUUUUUUUUUAUACAUAUUCUUCUAUAUUUUUUUUGAAGUCGUGAAAAAUAAAGUGGAUAAAAAAAGUGAACUGAAUUUUAUUGAAUUGUUUAAAGUGACUUCAGUAAAAAAAAAAGUGUUGAACUUUUUUUUUUUUAUAUCAAUUCCGAGAGUGAACGUGAUGCCGUCUUAUGAAGCUGCUGGAACUAAGAACACUCUCAUUGAUGAUCGUCCCGAUGUAACAGAACCACUAUAUUUGGAUACUACAUUAAAAGAUUUUGAUAAAACAACAAAUGGCCGUGAAUAUAUAUGUUGCCCGGCAUCGCCAACAACAGUGCCGGCAAAAUUUAGAGCAAAACGUUCUAGUUUAUCAGAUUCGCCGGCUAAAGCAUUGCACCGGCCUGCGAGAGCACCACGUCAGCGUACAACAUCGAUGAAUCAAAAUUCAACAACAAAUCCAUCUGAGUGCAUUAUACGAUCAAAUAAUCGUACAAUUUAUACGGCCGGACGUCCGCCAUGGUAUAAUUGUGCUGGGCAACAAGUUGAGCCUUUUGUUAUUGGUAUUUGUGGUGGAAGUGCUUCUGGGAAGACAACAGUUGCACAAAAAAUCAUUGAAAGUUUAGAUGUACCAUGGGUCACAUUGCUGUCUAUGGAUUGUUUCUAUAAGAUUCUCAAUGAAAAGCAACACGAACAAGCUUUAUUAAAUGAAUACAAUUUCGAUCAUCCCGAUGCUUUUGACAUUGAUUUACUUGUUGAUGUUCUCAAAAAAUUAAAAGAGGGUCGCAAAGUCGAGGUGCCAAUUUAUAAUUUUAUCACACAUGGACGAGAAACACAAACCAAGACAAUGUAUGGAGCAAAUGUUAUCAUAUUCGAGGGUAUUUUGUGUUUCCACAGUCAAGAGGUCCUCAAAUUGUUGGAUAUGAAGGUGUUUGUUGAUACAGAUGCUGAUAUUCGUUUAGCAAGGCGUCUAAAACGUGAUAUAUCACAACGUGGCCGUGAUUUGGUUGGAGUUCUUAAACAAUAUUCGACAAUGGUCAAACCAUCGUAUGCCAAUUAUAUUGCCCCAACUAUGGUUCAUGCUGAUAUAAUAGUUCCUCGUGGUGGUGAAAAUAAAGUUGCAAUACAUUUAAUUGUACAACAUGUCCACACACAAUUGCAAUUGAGAGGUUUCAAAUUGCGGGAAACACUAGCCCAUUCGUAUAUCGAUCAACCAAUGCCGGAUUCGCUACAAUUGCUGCCACCAACACCUCAAAUUAAGGGGUUGCACACAUUCAUCCGCUGCAGGAACACUUCCAGAGACGAGUUCAUCUUUUACUCGAAAAGACUUAUCCGUUUAGUGAUAGAAUAUGCAUUGAGCUUAUUCCCCUUCAAAGAAACCAUUGUUGAGACCCCCCAAGGCGUUCAUUAUGAAGGGCAACGCAUGGCAAGCAAGAAAAUUUGUGGUGUGUCAAUUUUGCGUGCCGGCGAAACAAUGGAACAAGCCGUCUGCGAUGUGUGCAAGGACAUUCGCAUCGGCAAAAUUCUCAUUCAGACAAAUCAAAGCACAGGAGAGCCAGAAUUAUAUUAUUUGAGACUACCAAAGGACAUUAAAGACUACAAAGUCAUCCUAAUGGAUGCAACAGUAGCCACUGGGGCUGCUGCCAUGAUGGCAAUUCGAGUUUUACUCGAUCACGAUGUGCCAGAGGAUAAUAUCAUUUUGGCCUCGUUGUUGAUGGCUGAAAUUGGAGUGCACUCUAUAGCUUAUGCCUUUCCAAAGGUAAAAAUAGUCACAUCAGCUUUAGAUCCAGAAAUCAAUGAUAAAUUCUAUGUGAUUCCUGGUAUUGGAAACUUUGGCGAUCGUUACUUCGGUACUGAACCAUCGGAUGAUUACGUGUAGUCGGAGCAAAGGAGCCGGCAGUUUAAGUACUUAUCUAAUAUCGCUUUUCUAGCUAUGGCGCCAAUUAGCUAUUCAGACAAAAAACAGCAAAUUUAAACCAGUAAAACAACAAAAAAAAAAAAUACCAACAUCUUUUGAAGAAUAUAAAAUAUUAAACAAUACAAAAACAUCGAAGU